Molecule: messenger RNA, 1175 nt
Organism: Coccomyxa subellipsoidea C-169
Lineage: Eukaryota; Viridiplantae; Chlorophyta; Trebouxiophyceae; Coccomyxaceae
Exons: 8
Coding region: 279-1175 (298 amino acids)
Source: RefSeq, a predicted model, not a curated record
GGUGCCUAAUAUCGAUUUUAUUGUAUAAUUAUUGGGCUUCGUUCGGCUCCUCUCUGCUGGUUCCGGAAACCUAGAAAUUAAAAAUAAACCUAGUUGUUUGGGUAGAGAUCACAGAUUCGUGAAGUAUUUGUGCGCUCUAUCAACAUGAUCUGGUGCUCCUGAGCAGAAAUUCGAUAAAAAAUUGUGUGGAAGAUAGCUUUGCACGGCAGGAAGCUCCAGCGACAUCGGUCAUCAGGGAUCUGCACCCGAAGGUCUCAGGUGUUACCCAGAUCGCAGCCAUGCUCAGGCUAAUGAGCCUGAGCAUUACUCUCUUCGCGAUCCUAGGCCUCGGCGGAGUAGCCAAUGCCUCUCUCUUCAACUUCACAGAAGCAUCAGGCUGGCGUCAAGGCUGGGGCCCCACACCAUCUGUCCAGGCCAGCAGGAACCUGCAGCUGCUGCUCCAAAAUCAGAACAGCUCAAAUUUGCUGGGGGCCAUUCUGCUGAACUCCGUGAGCAACAACCAGAGCUAUGCAGUGGCAGAAGCAGUUAGAUUUGCACUGCUCCCAGACAGCAGCGGUGGCCCUAAAGAUACCUCACGCACCCCUGGCUAUGACACUCUGGCGGCCAACAUAGGCGCUGCCACUGCCUAUGCCAUGCACUACGCUGCUCAGCAGGAAUUUGGGGGCCUGCCAGGGUCCCCCCAGCCUCCCAGCACAGGAGGAACCAUCCUGCAGUCGGACCAUGAUGCCUCAAUUUUGGUGAAGCCAAAUGCAAGUGACAUCUUCUUCGCAGUAGCGGCCGGCGCCGUCGGGGCUGUUUCCAGCAGUUGCGAUGGGAAUUGGAGGUGCCACACAAGCGACUGCAACACACCCCUGGCAGUCAUGAACAAGCGGGUGUACAUCUGCUGCGGGGUUGUUGCACCGUUAAUGAGGGGCGUUGACAGGCGCGCAUCUGUUAUUCCCCUGGUAUCGCAGCUGGCGCUCCUUGGGGAGUCAACCCUUCUGGGAGAUGCGUUGUCACCUGCCGCAAUGGCAGAAGACCUGUACAACCUCGCCUUCCUUGAAAGGUGCCUCUGGUUCCCCUAUGACGCCCGCAUCAAACAGGCCCCUGCAAACUGCAACGCCAACAGCUCUGCCAAUUACAUGGGGAAGGUUGUGCGGAUAGACAUUAACUCGCACACCCCUGGAGCAAAUUAG